Messenger RNA from Myripristis murdjan (pinecone soldierfish), 6098 nucleotides. RefSeq names its product myocyte-specific enhancer factor 2D homolog. Gene Ontology annotation, biological process: cell differentiation; positive regulation of transcription by RNA polymerase II; heart development. Gene Ontology annotation, molecular function: RNA polymerase II cis-regulatory region sequence-specific DNA binding; histone deacetylase binding; DNA-binding transcription factor activity, RNA polymerase II-specific. NCBI's taxonomy places the organism in Eukaryota, Metazoa, Chordata, Actinopteri, Holocentriformes, Holocentridae. The transcript has 12 exons. The record is from RefSeq and is a predicted model, not a curated record. Bases 541 to 2316 code for a protein of 591 amino acids.
UCAUACACUGGGUACACUGUAUCGCCUGGGUGGACAGUAUAGUUACUUCUACAUUAAAUGGAAUAUAAUGUCGCGGGUUUAUGUAAAUAGAGACGUCGCCAGAGUCUAAUUAAUGAGCGCGUCUCCAUUAAAAUAGGUGACCUCUGAAUCGUGCGGCGGCGAGAGCUAUCGCCGGGUUGAACAGCAAUAUUUUCAGGGAGAGGAGUGACGUCCUCCUCACCACAGCAACAGCAGGGAGGCUGGCCAGUUUUGUCCCCGUUGAGCAAACAGUGAACUAAGGACCCUCACUCCACACCCUCACACAUCUCUGCAGCGCCCACCCUUCACUCUCGCUGCCUUUUGGCAAGGGAGCCAACCGCGUCGUCACACCACAGCCGGGCAGAGAAAUGUGUGUGUGCGUGUCUCCUGGGAUGCAUGACUGUGUCUGAGUAUUUUUGUGCACGAGUAAGAGGUUGUAGGCUGCACUUCCUCUCUCACCCUCUGAAAGGCACUUCGCCACUUGACUGACCACGACAUUUGUCUCCACAACUGCAAAGGAUCAUGGGGAGGAAAAAGAUUCAGAUCCAGCGGAUCACCGAUGAGAGGAACAAGCAGGUGACGUUCACCAAGCGAAAGUUUGGCUUGAUGAAGAAGGCGUACGAGCUGAGUGUGUUAUGUGACUGCGAGAUUGCCCUGAUCAUCUUCAACCACUCUAACAAGCUGUUCCAGUAUGCCAGCACUGACAUGGACAAGGUCCUGCUCAAAUAUACAGAGUACAACGAGCCUCACGAGAGCCGGACCAAUGCCGACAUCAUCGAGACGUUGAGAAAGAAAGGUUUCAACGGUUGUGACAGUCCAGAGCCCGAUGGGGAAGACUCGAUCGACCAGAGCCCCCUAAACGACGACAAGUUCCGCAAGACCACCGAGGACCUGGACAUUCUCUUCAAACGCUACGGACAGUCCACAGCCCCGCCCCCGACGUUCUCCAUGCCAGUCACAGUCCAGGCGUCCAAUCAGAACACACUGCAAUUCAGUAACCCCGGCAACGCCCUGGUAACCACCUCCUAUGUGACAUCGUCAUCGCUCUCUGAUCCCCACCUCCUGUCGCCACAGCAACCGGCUCUUCAGAGAAACACAGUGUCUCCUGGGUUGCCACAGCGACCAGCCAGUGCAGGCGCUCUUCUCGGAGGCGACCUGAAUAAUUCAAAUGGAGGAUGCCCAAGUCCAGUCCCAAAUGGUUACACUAGUGCCAGGGCCUCCCCAGGCCUCCUCACGGUUUCCAAUGGCAACAGUCUGGGGAAAGUAGUUCCGGCCAAGUCUCCACCCCCACCUCCCAGCCCCCAGAUGGUCAACAGCCGCAAGCCAGACCUCCGAGUCAUCACCUCACAGGGCGGAAAGAGCCUCAUGCAGAUGAACGCCCAGCGAUUGGCAGCAGGAGCCCAGGUGGCACAAACCCUCACCACGCCUGUGGUAUCAGUAGCCACACCCAGCCUCCUGGCACAGGGGCUGCCCUUCUCUGCCAUGCCCACCGCUUACAACACAGAGUAUCAGCUGACGAGCGCUGACAUCACUGCUUUACAUGCCCUGGCGUCACCCGGUGGCUUGUUGCCAACCAACGUGUCCACAUGGCAACAGCAGCAGGCCGUUUCCCAGCAACCACAGCAGCAACAGCAGCAGCAACAACAGCAGCAACAGCAACAACUUAAUCUUGCGUCACUCAGCAACUUGGUCAUGUGGGGCGUGGACAAACAGAACAGCGAGCUGUCUAGCCAGGUGUCCAGUCUGGCUGCCAAUCUGAGUGUUGGCUCUCCGUCCAACCUGCUCUUGGGUAGAGAUGAAUGGUUGGGCCGGCCCGUGACCCAUAUACCUCAAGGCGCCAUGUUGACUGUCAACACAAACUCCAGUGUGAGCAUUAAGUCGGAGCCUGUCUCGCCUGGCCGAGAUCGCAGCACCCCUUGCCCUCCGCCCUCUUCCACCACGCCGUCCUCGACCUCGGGAGGCGCCAUCUUGACCGCGCCGCCCCAGUACCCCGGCUCCCUGCUCUGCUUGGAGCCGCCGACCGGCCGCUCCCCCGCAGACAGUGUAAGCAGCAACGCCAGUUCCUUUGAAGGCAGCGAUCGCGACGACGCCGGGGCGGUCGGUGGCGGCGGCAGCACGGGUGGUGGCGGCGGCAACGGCAGCGUCGCAGCAGCAGGCGCCACAGGAAGCGUGAGCGCUGCCAGCCGGUCCCUGCCUCCCGACUUCAGCCCCUCCGCCGAGCUCCUCAGGGUGCAGAACGAACCGGAGCAGGAGGGAGGAAACAUCAAGCGCAUGAGAUUGGACACCUGGGUCACAUAGAGGCAGCAGCGAGGAUUCUCAGCACCCCGAGUGAAAUCUCGGUGACACUUAACCACCCACCUGUCACCCACGACACACAAACGCACCCACACUCAUCCCCUGAACCUCCACUGCCCCGACCCCCACUGCCAUGUGACACUACCAUCACACAUCUGCCUCUGUCCAAAAUUACACAACUGUCCACUCAGCUGCUUUACCCAGACUUAAAAGGCAUUGCCAAAAAAAUUACUCUGGGGAUCACGCUCUGAGUGAAGGAAGGAUGGCUUAAAGCUCAGCUGGAUAUUUUGUCCACGAUAGGCCACUGAAUAGACACAAAGUAGAAUCUCAAAGCCUUCUUGCUUGAAUGGACUCCCGUAUAGUCAUUUCUUUUUGGUAGACUUGAGGCUUAAGACAUUUUGCAAUCUGAGGAAACCUUAAGAAAACAUUUAUCUCUCACGUGGUUUCAGCGUUUAAAGCCGAUGUGAAACCAAAUCUACACAGGUAGAUCAUAGUCAGCAGCAUCACCUUCAUGUAUUUACAUCCAGCUCGGCGGUGUGGUCGGUGCCGCUCAGGCUGGUUGUCAACAUUCAUGGGACUUGACGCCAUAUUGACUGUCCACUCCUGCUCUGCGAAAAUUCAAUGUCAUUUGCGACGUGCGCUGUCCAUUCUUCCAUAAAAUCACUUCCAAAAAAGCACUUUUGGAAAUAACUUUAUUUGGACAAGCGAAGACUGAUCAUAUAUUAUCUGGCACUGAGCAAAGACACCCCGACAGGCUCUUCUAGGUAAGGAUAAUUCACCACGAAUGGAUCUUUUCCGCUGCCACAAUUACCAACCUCGUACCCUCGCCCAGCCCUCAGGUGGCACUCUGUCGUCAACUUGUGCUGCCAGCCAAGGCUAAGGAGUCGAGCACCUUGCCAGAGUGCCAAUAUCAACCUCUUCAAGAAAAAAAAAAAAAUGCCAAAUGCCUCUCACACACACGGUGCAGGGACGCUGAAGAAUAUCACUCGCACUGUCACAGCGACAAACAAACAACAACAAAAAAAAAAAAAAGAAAAGAAAAAAAUACUAUAUGAAACUGUUAAUGCUUUUCAGGCUUUGAAUUUGCCAUCGCUCUCUCUCCUCAGUUUGGGUGCUCCUCCCGUCCUCUCACCUCAUCACCUUUGGAACUUGGAUGGAAAUUGUUGCACCAGAAAUCCAGCCAGUCGUUCAGCUUAAUAACAGGAAGUAGAUGCCAUCCAGUUUAAUGCAUAGUACGAGUUUUUUGAGCCUCUGGUGGCUUUUGUUAGGGAAAGUAUUUGGUUCUUUCAGUCCAAGUGUUCUUUAUCUGUUGGUAUUUUAAAUCUGUUUUGAAGGUCUGUUAGUUGUCCAGAAGUAGGAAUUCUGACUUUGUACAAAAUCACUCCUUAUACAAAAAAGCUUUGAUGUCCUCUUUAGCUCUCUCUAGCUCUCCUUAGCUCUUUGCGGUGUUUCAAAAAGUGAAAGGAAAAGACAUUUUCUAUAUUUCUACAGCUUCAGUUGGCAACAAAGUAAAAUAGCUUUUCAGCUUAAACAAUGUGUAUGUACAUAUGAGUAUAUUUGCAUAGACUUUGCUAGGUAUCCCUAAAACAAGCAAUGUGUUGAUUCUCAGUGGAUCUGUUUGCAUAUAUGAGUGUGAAUUUGAUAUGUUUCGAGCUACGGUGCAGGGGUUACGCCACACUAGGUAGUGCUGGUGAAUCGGACUCUUUCAGUAACCUAUUGUAUGCUAGUGUUGAUGGUGUGUGCACUUUCUGUCUCUCACUCACAGAGGCCUGCUUGGUCGUGGUGUCAUCCUAGUCUCCCGCCACACAUUUUCCACCCCACGGUCAAAGUCCAAUCAGCUGUUGUCCAAAACCACCAUCACACGAAAUAUGGAAGAGAUUCAUUUGGCCACUGGCGCUCAUGUAAAGGAUUGUCAAGAGAUACAACAGCUAGUUUCCUCAUGGUAGCAUGGUUGAUAAUGAAAUCGUGUAAAACCGUUUUCACAAUAAGCGAACAUUCAGAUCACGCCUCUCACUUUGUACAGCAUGAAAUUCAGUCAAGAAACUGACUGCAAAGUCGUGUGUUAUGUUUUUCUUUGUACGUUUUUAUAGUACAAGUUUGUUUUGAUUGAACCAUUUCAAGUUUUGUGUGGGUGUACACACAUCAGUUUCUAAGAUGAAGCUCAUUAUACAGAUACUAAGUUUUCCCUGGUUGGGUGCCGUUGAGUUUGUUUUGAGACGAUGCUCAAAGUGCAGACGUGUCCGACAACAGCUAUUCAUCGCCUGAUGUUUGUAUCCUCUUGCAACAAUCCUCUGCGUUUGAAGCUUGUGUCGGUGAAACGGCGGAGCAGACGGGCCAGAUAGCAGCCUUAUGAAUCGAUGCCAUUUGGUGCGACUCGUCCCGGCCCGCCUCACCGCGCGAUGUGAAGCCACUGUUCGCUCUGCUUCUUCCUCAGCAUCAAGCCGUCAGGAGCAGAUGCUGACAUUUGCACGCGUCGUGCUGUGGGAGGGUGCCGGGUGUGCGGCGAGGCAAAAAAAAAAAUAACAUCAUGCUGUAUGAUCAUUUCAACUUAGUAUGUGCGCAGCAUACUGAGGCCCCAAGGCACACACUUGUCUAGCAUUUUAGUGCUGUUUGGGUCAGUUUUUAUCACUCACAACUGUGAUAAAAUACGAAUUUCAUCGUAGUGUUUUCUUGUUUACUCAGUCAAACCUGAUAAACAGUUUAACUGAUGUUGGGGAAAUAAUUAUUAAAACCUUAAGCGCCCGCUGAUGAAUGACAGACAUCAGACGGGGCUUCAAACUUGACACUUUGACAGCCAUCAUCUCCAUGCAUCUGCUCAGUAACUUCCCCCACAACACGCAGUCGUUUGCUUUUUACAAAAUUCAUUUCCAUGGAUCGUGGGCGCUGAUGGUUGACUGAAACUUGACACCACACCGAUUGGCUUCGGCACCCUGCCGCACGCAGGUUCGUUCAUGUACAAAAGGUUCUCUGUCCAAUCUAGCAAUGUAGUCUCAAGACAAUCUAUAUGAGAAAUGAAAACCUGCACCCCUGUUACUUGUUGUGUACAAUGUUUUUUAGAAUCUCACUAUUUUUGGAUUGUUAAUUUGUGCUGGUGACAGUUCCAUUGUCUAUUAUUAUAAUGAUAUUAUUAUGGAGCUUUUAUUUUAUUGCUAUUUUGUGUAGAAUAGCCAACUGUUUUUUUUUUAUUAUUAUUAUUAUUUUAUCUUCCUUAUCAUAAACAUAUAGUACUGGUUUCCUUUUUUGAAACAACUUGCUGAAAAUUGCACGAUCAGUUAUUGUGGUAUUAGCAAAUGCAAUGAAGGAAAUACCAGUUAAAUGCUGCAAUUUUAAUUAAGAUAUAGAAUAUAUUUAUAAAACGGGAAACAACUGAAAUUACUAAUUCAUGAAAUUUGAAACAUGUAAAUGCAUGGGAUACAAGUAACAGCAAAAGUUAUGUUACAUACAGUAAUGAUAAAGGACAUGCAUCACAAAUGAGUUUAAAACAACUCAGAAUAAUGUAGCAUAUGAAAUACUAAAGAUGAAAUUUAUAGCUAAUAUAUUGUGUUGAGCUAGUCUGCUUUGGGUUUUGAUGUAAAGAAAUAUUUCUUUUUGUUGUUUUUUUGAGAAUGAUAUACAGUUUGUGUAUAUUUUCAUAUACAAAGUAUGCACUGAUAUGUUAUUAAAAUUCUAUACCGCUUUUACAAAAAAGUGUUUGUUGUACCAAAGUAUCCAAGUCCCUUGAAACCUUAUCCUUUUUGCGUAUGUUUUACCGUAUUUUAUAUAUUAAAUAGACAAACUGAGUGAAA